Molecule: messenger RNA, 1622 nt
Organism: Magallana angulata
Lineage: Eukaryota; Metazoa; Mollusca; Bivalvia; Ostreida; Ostreidae
Exons: 3
Coding region: 307-1383 (358 amino acids)
Source: RefSeq, a predicted model, not a curated record
GCAUCCAACAAACUCAUAAAAAACGUCCACUAGUAUCGACGCUCUGUCUUAAUGUCCGUUAAUGCCCCUGAUUUUCUUCGCUCUGGACAUAAGGUGAGGUUCCUACAGACCUACGAGCACCUGCCUUUUGACGCCUUUUACGAUCAUAAUUAAUAUAUCAUCAUCUGUCGGCCGUUUUACACUUUUUUAUUUUAUUUACACGCACACAGCGUGCUGAUCUCUGUAAAAAUUUACAUCACAUCGAAUUAUAUCACGGAGUGGAUUGGAGUGUUAUGCAGCUAUCUGGAAAGACAAUUUUAAAUCAAAAUGGAGGAUAGAUUAAUAAUCAUAGUUCUGCUCCUGUCAAGCAACAUUUUUGCACAAGUAAUCAACCAACCGCAACAAGUCUUUCAAACGAAUCCCCCAAUGCAGACAUUUCAAGCGCAGGGAGUUCCGUUUCAAGGGGUCCAGGCUUCGCCAAACCAAAUUUCAUAUACGCCAUUUCAAACUGUUCCAUUUCCUUCGACAUUUAAUAACGCACAGCAACAAUCGCAGGUUGCGACGCAGCCUCAGUUAUCGCUUGGAGGCCAGUUGCAGCCACUGGAGCAGUUGACGGGAAACAAUCUUCUUCAACCAAAUAACCCCCAACAAAUCCAGCUUCAGGGAACAACCUUCCAAGCAGCCCCAGGCACGUCUCUUCAACCCUUCGUAUCUGCUCAACCAACGCCACCCGCAACUAUUGAUUCAAACGUACAAAAAACAAUUCAAAACACCGUCGAAGAAGCUCAAAAAAUUACACAAAAUGCCGCCAAUCAAAACUCUGGAACCGAUUCAAAUGGUGUUGUUUCAAAGGACACUUCUUUAAAUGGAAGCAUCAUAAGAUACAAUGGGAAAGUGUUCAUCGCAGAACUUAACGGCCAAAUGGUAGAAGCGCCAGCCCUGGCUCAUUUAGUCGGUCGGCAGAUAGUAAACGGGCAAAUUAUUACUCAAGAUGAUUCAAGUAUGGCGGGUGUCCGACAAAACAACGUUGCCGCCACAAAUGGAUUAAUGCCACCCGCAAUGCCACCAAUGAAUGGUCCGAAUCCCAUGAAUAAUAUGAUAUUUCCCAACCAACAAUUCCUUCCUCCAGGUCAGGCGCCAAUGCAACAGCAACUUCCGUUUCCGGGACAGAUGAGACCAAACCCAAUGCAAAAUAUGCUAUUUCCGAAUAGACAAUUCAUGCUUCAAAAUAGACAAAUGCCUGUGCAACAAAACAUGAUUGGACAGUUUUCUAUGCAGCGUCCGCCGAUGCCUUUUCAACAAAACCCUAUGCUUCGGAGGCCGCCAUUUAUGAGGCCACCCAUGCCGUUUCCUAGGCAACCUGGAGGAUUCCGCCCGGGACCGCCGAUGAGACGAUUUGGCUGAAGUUCAAGUCUGACUUUAAGGCGCGAGAUCUUCGGGAAACGUCAGGGUGCGGUUCCAGUUGCAAAGAGUCCCUUAUCUUCUCACAUAUUACAACGGCCAGCAUGUAUAUCAUAAAAGGAUGGAAGAACCUUUCAGCAUGUAAAAUAGAAACAAUAUUUUACGUACAGAAGACGAUUCUCUUAUACUUACAUGUACAUUGUAGUGGAUUAAAUUGGGUCAAAAUAAAUGAUAAAUUAAGA